Molecule: messenger RNA, 82 nt
Organism: Rotaria sordida
Lineage: Eukaryota; Metazoa; Rotifera; Eurotatoria; Philodinida; Philodinidae
Source: the annotation of a GenBank genome assembly
UUCACCACUUGCCAAUUAUUUACCGCAUUUGGUUCCAUCUCAAGUAGCUACAGCUCAUUUUUCAACUUGUUCUAUCACGUGA